AUGGCCCUCAGCAACCCACCACCACCUCAAUAUGGCGCUGAAACGUCUCCUCCGUCCUACGAGGAGCUUGUGGAACGCUUCAAAGCCGCGGUUGGUGACAAUCCUACAGCGGAGAAGUAUUUGGAAGUGGCCGACAGCUUCGGGCCCGAAGAGAUCGACGUCCUUGCCGACAGCUGCGGGGACGGUUUUCCCCCCGUCGAAAGCGAGGAAGACCUCAACAAGCUGAAAGAGUCCAUGUCCAAGGAACUGAAGAGUGAACUCGUCAGAGCUAGCGCUAAGGCAGCCUCCGUCCAGGCCAAGGAGGCCGCUCUGCGGAUUCGUGCGAUCUUCAACCUCAUCCAUCGGAAAAUCGUGCAGUUGGAUCAGAUCGAGGAAUCAGGAUUCGAGGAAGAGAUGAGGGGUUUCAUUAUAGAAUACGACGAGAUUCUGUCGAUGGUAGGCGAAGUUGCAAGGGAGAUGAAGGGCAUGGGAUAUCACCUUGAUACCUUACUUAUACCAACCUGUGCUAGCGAAAAGGUUUCUAAGGAAGCCAAAGUACAGUUAGACACGGAACGGCAUGAAGGAAUCUCGGCCCAAGCUCAAUACAGAAUCAGUGAGAUGAAGAUCAAGUUCAACGCAUUUGUUGCCAAAUUCGAUCAAUGGGGUGAAAAAAGGGAAGGUGAACUCCGAGAGGAGAUUCGGAAGCUUCAGGGAGAGAUCCGCGGUCUACGCGAUGACAUUACCCAUACUGACCAACAGAUUCAAGAUCUGCAGUUUGCUAUGAAGCUGAUCGGUAGCCUGUCAUUGUUUGGGUUACUCUUCGGUGGCCUUGUCGCCGUGAUCCUCGGGAUUGUGAGUGUUAUCGGUGUUGCGGCAACUGCAAUAGCCAUAGCGGCUAAGCGAAAAAAGAUCACCUCAUUGGAUCGUCAGAUAUUAGGCAAAGAGAAUAAGAUCUCUGAGUUGGAAAAAGAGAUUCAGAUCAUCCAGGCCGCCAGAGCAGCGCUGACUACCCUACGGGAUUCAAACCUCGAUACCAUCUCCGAGGAUAUUUUGCUCGUGGACAACUACUGGCAGGGCUUGAAAGCAACAAGCCUGGAGCUGCUGUCUUACGUGGAGGAUGGCACAGCGAUGGAAUACAUCGACGAUGUAAUUGAUUUUGGUAUCGAGACUUACAGGGAUGUUGGAGAAUAUAUUGGAGACUACGGUGAAGCAAUCAGCAGGGUCAUGAGUGAGAGGAGGGAGGAAUCGGAUGCUUAG
Messenger RNA from Aspergillus alliaceus, 1236 nucleotides. RefSeq lists its product as uncharacterized. The record is from RefSeq and is a predicted model, not a curated record. Bases 1 to 1236 code for a protein of 411 amino acids. NCBI's taxonomy places the organism in Eukaryota, Fungi, Ascomycota, Eurotiomycetes, Eurotiales, Aspergillaceae. The transcript is spliced from 8 exons.